AGUUGUUGCCGAGACGUUGACGCGACCUGGUCUGUAUCGCUUGUGCCGCUUGACCCCCCCAAUCAAUACCAGUGUGAUAUGUGAUGGUCUGCCCCCUCGCUCUUCAGUGUCCGACUUGUGUCGACCGCCCCAUCAGUGCCUAUGGAUAACAGUGAUGGUGCCGCUUCCUUAUCGAUGUGACUAGUUUUAACACUAUUAUUUUGUCUAUGAAUUUUAUAAUUUUUCUUCGGCUUCAAAAAAGUUUUUUUCAUUUGCACUAGUGCUUUUAAUUUAUAAUAUUGUCGUUUUUUAAUUUGUGUGCUCCGUUUGUAAACAAGAAAUAGAAUUUUUGGUGCUGAGAGAAAGUGGUCCGAUUCUUGGUGCGGAGCGGUAAAUGUGGGUCGUCUCCGUUGACUGCGCUUCUUCUCGGAGAAACUCGCCCUGAAUUAGCCGACAUCAGUCUGAGAAACUUCGAUAGCCGGGUUUCCACCUGUCUACAUUCCCUCAUUGUUAUUCGAUCAAUGCUCUAUUGCGUGUUACUGGCUGUACCGCAUUGCUGUUCCACACGCCACUACGUCCUGCGAUAAUCUCACUCCCACGAUGGCAUGCAUCACGUUCCUCGUCUUGCUCCUAGCAACCUGCGUCGCCGCUAACUCAGGAUCCUGUCCGAGUGUCUGUAGUUGCAAGUGGAAAGGAGGUAAGCAGGCUGUUGAGUGUUUGGAUCGUGCUCUAAUAACGAUUCCUGAAAAUAUUGAACCUGCUACUCAAGUGUUGGAUGUUUCUGGAAAUAACCUUCAAAUUCUUCCUCGGGACACUUUUGUCAGGAUCAACCUACUCAACUUGCAAAGACUUUACAUUCGCAGUUGCAAAAUAGGGCAGAUAGAUCCUCAAGCUUUACGAGGUCUUAAAAAUCUUGUGGAGUUAGACUUAUCAUUCAAUCUUCUUACGUCAAUCCCCUCUUCCACUUUCAACGACGUUCCUUUUCUUAGAGAUCUUACUCUUGCUCAUAAUCCAAUACAAAAAGUAGAAAGUCAUGCUUUUCAAACUGUUCCUAAUCUCAUAAAACUUGACCUGUCUCAUUGCCAACUGCAGUUUAUAGCCCCCAAAGCUUUCGAGGGAGUGGAACUCUUAGAAACUUUAAAACUGAAUGGAAAUAGACUUCGAGAAUUGAGGCCUAAAACGGUUGAAAGAUUAAGCCGCUUACACGAAAUAGAAAUGCAUGACAACCCUUGGGUGUGUGACUGUCAUUUAAGAGAAGCCAAGUUGUGGCUAACUGAUAAUAAUAUUCCUUACCCAAUUUCACCGACGUGUAUAGGCGGACCCGAUAGGGUACUUGGUCGAUCCUUCGCCGAGUUAGAUAUUGACGACUUUGCUUGCAAGCCCGAAAUUCGCCUGGAUUCAAGAUAUGUUGAAGCUACCGCUGGAGAUAAUGCGACAAUUGUGUGCAAAGUUGAAUCAAUUCCAACUGCCCACAUAAACUGGUACUGGAAUGGUAGACAUCUCAUAAAUAAUUCAGCAUUCAGUUCUUACCAAAGAGUUUUUAUUGUUGAGAGUGGAAAUUUUGAAAAGAAAAGUACAUUAAUUUUGACAAAUGUUCAGGAAUCCGACUCUGGUGAGUUUAACUGUUUAGCUGAAAAUAGAGCUGGUAAUGUAGAAGCAAAUUACACUUUGCAUGUAACACAAAGGAUAGCAGGAAUGGCUACACUAGGAAGUGGUGAGAUUGCUGGGUUGAGUGCAGCAUUAGUAAUACUCAUUCUGGUCAUACUUUUGGUAAUUCUGGUGCUUCUAAUACGUCUCAGAAGAACGUCCAUCGUCGAUACUAAGACUCCUGCUCAGAUGGAAGCGAUUCCAAACGGCAACGCUGGGUGUUCUGCAAAACCAACUUCACCUGUUACGAUAGACAAUGCUGGAUUUACGGAGAAGAAAAUUGUUCCUUCAGAGUUGAAUCUGAAUCCAAUCCAAAAACCUCCGAGAAGUGAAGUGUCAUAUUCCACUAAUUAUACUGGGAAUAUUAUUAACCAGCAAUUUACAAAUCCUGCCUCAAAUCCGGAUCUGAUUAAUGACACUAAAAGGCCGGACUAUGAAGAUGAGGCUUCUUUACAACAGAGACCUUCCAGUGGUGAGUACUCAAGAGCCAAUGAUUCCUUGUAUCCUUCGGGAGUUUGGGAUCAAGGAGUUCCCGGAGAUUUGCAGAGAACUUCCAGUUCCAACUUUGGGUACGAUUCCAGUGACAAGACGCCAAUCAUAGAUGGCAUGUCCGUCGAGGAAGACUACUCCAGAGCACUAGAAGGAUAUCCACCCGACUAUGGACUGCCCUACUUCCAACGUCAAGUCCCUGGAGUUUCCCCGACAAAUCCUCCUCAUCCUAGUGCUAAAACCCUCCGGGUCUGGCAGCGUGGUGUGCCUGUCCUUCCUCCAGUAACCGCUCUCAAACGCGUCCUUUCAAGGAACUCCCCCGACGAGGGCUAUCAGGAAGGGUGUGGAACUGAUGUAUAAAGUAAGAGAUGUUCUUUAUAUUUAUAUUUGUGAUUCCUUGUAAAGUCAACCGUUAUUGGUAUUUGUAUGUGAUGAAUUAAUAUUUAAUUCAUAUUAGCGAUAAGUCCCAAUAGUCUGAUGAAACCAAAACAGAAAUCUUAACGAUUUCGGAAUAGUCCAAAGAUAAACUAUAUUUUGUUUAUUUCGUUAAUUUCACAAUCGUAAACAGUUUCUAAAGUCUAUUAUGGUAAUUUAACAGUAGACUAGCAGUUAAACGUAUCAAAAUAACAUUUAAAAUAUUUUCACCCAAUUUCUUUUAAACCUGAUUAUGCUUAAACUCAGAUAUAAACUUAUACGUUGUAUGAUUGUUUAAUCACCAUACCAACAACAAAUAUUAAAAAUAUUGUAUCCUUGUAUCAGAUUUAUGACUUUUAAAACAAGAAACAUUUUUUAAAACUAUUUUGUAAUUUUAUUUUAGCACUAUUCAACGAAAAAAGAUAUCCAAUUAUCUAAGAAUUUUAGGAAUUUACUGAAAUGUAAAUACACUAUUAUUUGAAAAAAAAUUUUGAUUAUUUGACAAUUUGAGUUAAAUAAAUUGUGUAGCGAUCAAUGCUCAUGAACACGAACACAAAUUAUCAAUUUACAAGUUAAAGUUAAAUUGAUUGCUUUCAUUGAAUUUAGUAUGUUCAGUAAAGUCAGUAAAUGUUUAAUAGAAUUAUUUUACUGCAGAAGUAUAUUAAUGAUAUAAUUAAGUUGAUGAGUGUUAUGGUUGCCUAACUAUUACAACCUACAACAAAAGCUAGAAAUACAAAUAUAUUAUUGUAUGUAAAUUAUAUUUUAAGUAUGAAAAGCCAAUCGUAUCAACUAUCAAUCAUUAGAAAAAACAAUUAAAAUUGGGGUCACAGAAUUAAUAUAUUCCUUAAAAGCACUUGAACAUGAAUAACCUGCACCGCAUUUACAUAUUUAUAUUCCACAACACACUCAAAACAAUUCAGUUUAUUCAAUGCUUUAUAUUGUCGAAAUGGGCUGGCUGGUUUAAACUUCAACCUGUUUUCUAUUUAUCAUCAUCACAAGAUGAUAUUGAAACCUUCAAUUAGAGACAAAUCAAUUAACAUCUUAUCAAUUAACAUCUUCAGUGGCUGCCAUGCAAAUCGAGGGAAAUAAUUAAGCUGUGGAGAACCCUAGUGGGGAGAGUAUGUUGAGUGUUAUUGGGGCCUGGAUUAAGGACUUCCCCCGCUCAAAAACCAACCCCCCACUCAAAAUAAUGUAUUCGGCCCCAGCGGCUGCCACUUUGGCAUGAAUAUCAAUCAGCGAAAUGUUUUUACAAGAGCACUGAAUAAUUCAUACAGUGUGUGGAGUCGCUUGGGCGAAUCUCUC
Molecule: messenger RNA, 3831 nt
Organism: Homalodisca vitripennis (glassy-winged sharpshooter)
Lineage: Eukaryota; Metazoa; Arthropoda; Insecta; Hemiptera; Cicadellidae
Product: leucine-rich repeat-containing protein 4-like
Molecular function (GO): protein binding
Source: RefSeq, a predicted model, not a curated record